CCCGUGGGCAGCGCCACCGCCGCCUCCGCCGCCGGCCAGUACCGGGUGUGCGGCAAUUGCCGGAAGGUGCCCAGACAGGAAAAAAGAGUACAAGUCUCCCCGCCAUUGACAAGAGGACCAAGUGCCUUUAUACCAGAGAACGAAGUUAUGCAAGCAAAUGGUUUGGAUGAACGUACUAAUCUUCUUGUGGAAGAAUACUCUACGUCUGGUCGCCUGGACAACAUCACGCAGGUCAUGAGUAUCCAUACUCAGUACCUGGAGUCUUUCCUCCGCAGCCAGUUCUAUAUGCUGCGCAUGGAUGGGCCCCUUCCUUUGCCGUAUAGGCACUACAUUGCUAUAAUGGCUGCUGCCAGACAUCAGUGUUCCUACCUAAUAAAUAUGCACGUUGAUGAGUUUUUGAAGACUGGUGGGAUUGCAGAGUGGUUGAAUGGUUUAGAAUACAUUCCUCAAAGACUGAAAAAUCUGAAUGAAAUAAACAAACUCCUUGCACACCGGCCCUGGCUAAUCACGAAAGAGCACAUUCAGAAACUUGUCAAGACUGGGGAAAAUAAUUGGUCUCUUCCUGAACUGGUGCAUGCUGUUGUCCUGUUGGCACAUUAUCAUGCCUUGGCAAGUUUUGUAUUUGGUAGUGGCAUUAAUCCAGAGAGAGAUCCGGAUACAUCUAAUGGAGUCAGACUUAUAGCAGUCAACAACUUCUGUGUCUGUGAUCUUGCCAAUGACAACAACAUAGAAAAUGCAUCCCUCACAAGUAGCAACUUUGGGAUUGCAGAUUCUUUAAGUGAGCUGGAGGCCUUAAUGGAAAGGAUGAAGAGGCUACAAGAAGAUAAAGAGGACGAAGAAGCCUCUCAGGAAGAAAUGGCAACUCGCUUUGAAAAGGAGAAGAAGGAGAGUCUGCUAGUAAUUAGUGGAGCAUUUGAUGAUGAAAUAGUUUCUACAGAUGUCUCCCGCUAUAUUGAAGAUCCUGGGUUUGGGUACAAAGACUUUGCAAGGCGAGGAGAAGACCAUCUGCCAACAUUCAGAGCUCAGGACUAUACUUGGGAAAAUCAUGGCUUUUCCCUUGUAAACAGGCUUUAUUCUGAUAUUGGGCAUCUCCUCGAUGAGAAGUUUCGGAUGGUAUAUAACCUCACGUAUAACACUAUGGCAACACAUGAAGAUGUUGAUACAACUACGCUAAGAAGAGCUUUAUUUAACUAUGUCCACUGUAUGUAUGGAAUCAGGUAUGAUGACUAUGAUUAUGGAGAAGUUAAUCAGUUACUUGAACGCAGCCUGAAGGUUUACAUAAAGACAGUGACCUGCUACCCAGAGAGAACUACCAAGCGCAUGUAUGAUAGUUACUGGCGUCAGUUCAAGCACUCGGAGAAGGUUCAUGUCAAUCUACUUCUAAUGGAAGCUCGUAUGCAAGCUGAACUUCUGUAUGCCCUUCGUGCCAUAACUCGUCACUUAACCUGAAGCAUUCACUGGGCAGGAGUAAAGGAGUUUUUACUGAGUAUGUAAAGACCUUUCAAAAUAGAUACACACCAGAAGCUGUUUGUGAUGUAGCAUCAGGUUAUUCAAUUCUCUAGUGUCAAAGUUUAGCCGUGCUUCUUGACGGCUGUAAUGUGCAAUGACGUGUUUUAUUUUCUUGAUGCUUAACAUUACUAAUGAUAACAAAAGUAACACUGAGGAGCACUACUCUGCAUUGUUUCCAGCUGGAUUUCUGCGCAGCGGUCAGGAUCCUGAAACUGUUUUUAUUAUAUCUAAUCCUAGCGCUUUGUUCUUUAAGCACCGGAGUGAAGUGCUUAGAGACUUCUUUUUCCAAGCAAUCAUUUUUCAGAUUAGUGGAGUCCAGCAGAAGAUCGGUUCUGCCUGUCCUGAGAACGUACCACCACGUCAUGACUCGUGACAGAGGCGCGCGGGCUGCGUUGCAUUGAAUUGCCCACUGGAUUCUUCUGUCUCCUGGAGACUGCUUGCCAGUCACUAUCUUACUACAGCAAUUGAAGGUGAUGCGAGAUGUGGAUGUAAACAUUGAGCACACUUUAAUGUGAAAUUAAUCAUGAUAAAUCCUACAGCAUGCUACUGAAGUGCAAAAUUCAUCUGCUUUGUCGUGCCCCUUCCCAAGAGAAGAGGCCUCAUGAUUUGCCAUUUCAGCCACACUUACUGUGUUUCAAUCAUGCAUAAUCUUGUUUUACUGACAGUCACCCUCAGUUGUCCUUACAAUAUCCAUGCUCAUCACAUGUUGCAGUUUGUUUAGUUGGCACCUAUAAAUUUAAUACACAGGCUGACCAAAAAUAGAGU
Molecule: messenger RNA, 2274 nt
Organism: Gymnogyps californianus (California condor)
Lineage: Eukaryota; Metazoa; Chordata; Aves; Accipitriformes; Cathartidae
Gene: SESN3
Product: sestrin 3
Exons: 10
Coding region: 148-1449 (433 amino acids)
Biological process (GO): cellular response to L-leucine; negative regulation of TORC1 signaling; cellular response to leucine starvation
Cellular component (GO): nucleus
Molecular function (GO): oxidoreductase activity, acting on peroxide as acceptor; L-leucine binding
Source: RefSeq, a predicted model, not a curated record